AAAAAAAAAAUUCAAAUAUUUGGAAUGUGCUGCCAUCUCCAUUCCAAUGGUGAUAGUCAUUUAAAAUGUUCGUUGAAUUUUUUCCUCUCUGUUUUCAUUGUGAUGACUAAAGUUGUCAAGUUUAUUUUAACCGGCACAUUUUCGAUAUUUAUUCAUCAUAUCGAAUCAAAUUAAUCAUAUAAUAAUAAUAAUAUAUAACAUAUGAUAUUGAAUAAUGAAUCGUCACUUUAUUGUCGAAACUGGUGGACAUUCUUUUUUGCGCAAAUUACGAAAUUGUCUUCAAGGUUUAGAUGAAGAAAUUGAAAAAUUGGAAACAAUUACCAAAGAUGUAGAUGGCAAAAAUUUGCCACGAUCAUAUUUUCAACGAGAAACUUUACUUCUUAAUAAUGUCGAUAAAACACUGCUUGAAGCAGAAGACUUGCAUUCAGAAAUAAUUGAUGAAAAGAUUAAUCUUGAUUCUUAUGAAAAUCGGUUGCUCAAUCUUCGUGAACGCUUAUUAAGAUAUGAAGAGGAUAAAAAACUAUUAUCUCAAAAUUAUCAACCAUUUCGUCCCAAAGAUUCUAGAUUAGAAACUGAUGACGUAACAACUGAAGAAUUAACGGAUGAUCAAUCAAUUGAAUUAUCCGAAGUAAUUGAUAAUGAUUAUGAUCAAAUGACCAAAUGUUCUCAGAAACGAUUGAAUUUGGAUGAUAAAAUAGAUGGCAAAUCAAACAAUAAUUGUGAUAAUAUUAUUUCACAAAAUGACAGUUUGGAUGUCUCAGCCGAUAAUGAUUGCAGUUUUAAUAUUUUGUCAACAGCUCGAAAAGCAGCUGCCAUGUCUGCUCAAAAGCAAAAGCAACUGCAAAAUUCUGUUAAAAAAUCUGCUCGAAAAAAAUCUUCAAAAAUCGAUUGGGUCAAACGUGAUAAUCCAAUGGCAGCACGUGCUUUUGCCAUUUAUAAUCGUUGGGUGAAAACAGACCAUGAUGACAAUGAUUCCGAUCAAUCCAUUAUUAUUGAUCAAAAUUUGCAGUUUAAAGAGCCAAAGAAUGCAUCAUUCGAACGAAAAUAUUUAUCCAAACUAGAUGAUCAAAUUAAAUUGUCCGGCAACAAGAAUCGAAUGACUCCCAGAGUUGCCAAUAGUCGAAUGGUGGAAAAUUCUAAAAAUUUACAAGAAUAUGAAACGGUCGAAUUCACACCGGGCAUGACAACCAGAGUACGAAAAUCUACAGAAAAACGACAUACUUGAUUUUAAUUAUUUUUUCAAAGUUAUAAUUGAUGAAAUUCUUUUUAAUUAAACUAAUAAUAAAUCAA
Messenger RNA from Dermatophagoides farinae (American house dust mite), 1290 nucleotides. RefSeq lists its product as uncharacterized. Lineage: Eukaryota; Metazoa; Arthropoda; Arachnida; Sarcoptiformes; Pyroglyphidae. The record is from RefSeq and is a predicted model, not a curated record.